Molecule: messenger RNA, 2430 nt
Organism: Syngnathoides biaculeatus (alligator pipefish)
Lineage: Eukaryota; Metazoa; Chordata; Actinopteri; Syngnathiformes; Syngnathidae
Gene: dus3l
Product: dihydrouridine synthase 3-like (S. cerevisiae)
Exons: 16
Coding region: 378-2270 (630 amino acids)
Biological process (GO): tRNA processing
Molecular function (GO): tRNA dihydrouridine synthase activity; metal ion binding; RNA binding
Source: RefSeq, a predicted model, not a curated record
AUUGCCUUUAAUGCCAUUUUAUAUUAGCCUGAGUGCUGCGGAAUGUUGCCAGAUCUGCUCUUCAUAAACUCUGCUCGUGAACAACGGAACCAAUGAUUUGCGCACGUAGCUUCAAGACCUUUAUAAGUGAUGCGCUGUUGCCUUCUCAUGCUUUUCCUGCCCACACAGGUCGAAUACUUGCAAUACAAAUGCUACGUUACGGCAAACACGUAACCAAAAUUAGUUUCAAAUGGUUUGUAUAUUCAGUGGCAUUAAGAAAUGUAACGUGCUAGUUGUCGACUGUUUUAAUUGGGAUAUUAGCUUUGUGUUAGCCGCUAGCUUCCAUAGAUCACCUGUCACAGACCUUCGACACCAGCAUACUAAAACCAGCAGAUGUGAUGGAAAAGCCUGUAGAGGAAACAGCACUUGCAAAGGGGACAGAAGCUCCAGUCAAGGGUGAAGCGUCCCUCAAACCAGAAUUUAUCACCAGCAAAGACAAAUUCCACGAGUUUCUCGAUUCUGAGUGGCAUGGCUUGAAGGGAGUUGAGAACAAGACAUCUGAGGUGCCUGAGGAGGAGCCCGUAAGAAAAAAGACAAAAUUGGAUACAGAGGAGAUCGACAAAACCGCCAAACCAGACGGCAAACGCCUGAGGGGUCAGAACAAGUCGAGGCCACAUAAGAAGCCAACAUCAUAUGACGAAAAGAGGCUUUGUGCCUCUGUUAUUCAGGGCAACCAGGAAUGUCCCUACGGGGACAAGUGCCACUUCUAUCACGACGUCGCCACCUACCUAGCCAGCAAGCCGUCUGACAUCGGCCAACGCUGCCACGUCUACGACACCUUCGGGAAGUGCGCGUACGGCCUUGCCUGCCGCUUCGCCAAGGCGCACACCACGGCCGACCUGAAGAGUGCCGAGAACGCGGAUGUGGUGAAAAGCUGCGAGGGCCGCACGCCGGUGAGGAACAGCCUUAGUAAAGAGCUGCAGAAUCAACUGAGGAAGCAUUCCGUCGUGUUCAAGAAGUCGGCGGAGUACCUCAAGACGCUUUCCAACAACAAGGAUAAAAAAGAACAGCAGGACAAUGGGGCCGCUGACAUACCAGCUGUUCCAACAACCGAAGCAACGCAUGAAUCUACAGGUGCAGAAACUCAGGUUAGCUCAGAAAAGACAUCCACUGUGAGGACUAUUGGUCCCGUCACUGACAUGGAUGUCAUCAAGUUGCGAGCAUGUGAAAAAAAACAGGUGGACUUCCAAGACAAGCUUUACCUCGCACCGCUAACAACUUGUGGCAACCUGCCUUUCCGCCGCGUGUGCAAGCGCCUGGGAGCGGACAUCACCUGCGGCGAGAUGGCCAUGUGUACCAACCUGCUCCAGGGCCAGCAGUCCGAGUGGGCCCUGCUCAAGAGGCAUGAGAGUGAAGAUCUCUUUGGAGUCCAGGUGGAGGGCUGCUUCCCCGACACCAUGACGAGAUGCGCCGAGCUCAUCAACAACAACACAGAGGUGGACUUUGUGGACAUAAACUCAGGGUGCCCCAUUGACCUUGUCUAUAAGAAGGGUGGAGGCUGUGGCCUAAUGACACGCACUCGCAAGUUUGAGCAAAUCGUCCGGGGAAUGAACUAUGUGCUGGACGUCCCUUUAACAGUGAAGAUCCGCACCGGGGUUCAGGAGAAGAACAACAUUGCGCAUAAACUCAUCCCGGAGAUGAAGAAUUGGGGCAUUUCUAUGAUCACGCUGCAUGGCCGCUCUAGAGAGCAGCGCUACACCAAGCUUGCCGACUGGGAAUACAUCACCACCUGCUCCAAGCUGGCCAGCCCUAUCCCACUCUUUGGUAAUGGCGAUAUUCUGUCCUAUGAGGAUGCCAUGAAAGCCAAAGAGACGGGGGUUUCCGGGAUCAUGAUUGCAAGGGGCGCAUUAGUGAAGCCGUGGCUCUUCACGGAAAUCAAGGAGAGGCGCCACUGGGACAUCUCGUCCGGGGAACGUCUGGACAUCCUCCGGGAGUUCAGCAACUUCGGCUUGGAGCACUGGGGCUCGGACACGCGGGGUGUGGAGAAGACGCGCACCUUCCUGCUGGAGUGGCUCUCCUUCAUGUGCAGGUAUAUUCCAGUCGGGCUGCUGGAGCGAGUGCCUGUGAAGAUCAACGAGAGGCCUCCGUACUACAUGGGGAGGAACUAUCUGGAGUCCCUGAUGGCGAGUCAAAACGUCGGAGACUGGAUUAGGAUCAGUGAAAUGCUGCUUGGACCUGUGCCCCCAAAUUUCAACUUCUUGCCCAAACACAAAGCCAACUCGUACAAGUGAUUCUCCCCACCCACCCCCCCUGUCAUUUUGAGAACAAUAUCUAGGAUUUUAUUUUAUUUCAAAAUCAACUGUGUGGUAUAUUAACUCACAAGAAAAAUAUGCUAAUUUUUGUUUUGGUACACUUGUACUGUGCAAUAAAGCCACACUUAAUAUACCACUG